AUGCGUGACUUCAACUAUAAAUCGGUCUCCGCAAACAAGGCUGCCGUCAGCAUAACGACAUCGUUGUACGACAGGAGAGCACUAGACUGCACAGAUGACAAGCCAUUGGUGAACUCACUGAACCACCUUACUUUUCUAACUUCGUCUUCUGCAAGGGUGCGCGAAACUCUCGCAAAUGACGGUGGCCUGGAACGACUAGUAGAUAUACUCUACGAAUGCAGGAACCCGGUCAAUGAAAAGGAGACAUCCGUUUUUGGAUGGAAAUGGAUACUGGCAUUUCAAUGCCUAGUCCUGAUAGGAACAAGAGGUUCCGAGAAGAUCAGAAAGAAGGUGGUGAAUGCUGGAAUGAUACCAAUCAUAGCCACCGUUCUGGACAACUAUCUUAUUGCGAACUCCCUGAAUGAAGUUUCCAAUGACACGACAUCAGAGGCGAUAAACCCGCCUAUGAUGCCUUUUUCGAGGGUAGCUGAGUUGAAUCCAACGAGGUUGACUGAAAGGUCACCGACAUUGGAGACGAACGAAGUCACUCAGCUUUUCAAUACCGUGAGAACGUUAUCAGAAGAGACAAAUUUAAGAGCAGAUGAGACCAUACUGAGCGCUGAAGCAACACUAAACCCUGUCGGGGAUGAUUCUCGUUCCGAUACGGUGAAUACCACUAAUCAGAUGAAGAAUCUAACCAACUCAUCACAGGCGAUACCAGACAUCAAUCACGCGAACCCAGCAGAUUACAACUCGGAGAUCUUGAGACAAAUCUUCCUGUUACAUUUCAUCAACAGGAUCAACAACUCUGAGGAUGUAAUCAAUAUCAACCAUGAACUGGCCAAAGUAUACACACCUAUGACUUACGACGUUUUGGCUGUGAACCAUUUGAUCAAUGAGCAGUCAAUCAACAACAUCAUCACGGAAAACGUGAACAACGGAGGUGACAGAUUGUCAUUUCUAACUGGUUUUGUGGACUCGGAACACUCUCAUUAUCCAAGGAAAUUUGAUAAGGGAAUUCUCAUUCCCAAGGAAGAUGAUGUCAUUUGGUCUCUGCAAGUAUUAGCUUUUAUUUCGAAGUAUCCCUCGUUGAAGCCAGAUUUAUCGAAAACAUACAUCAUCAGGGGAAUGUCUUUGAGAUCACAAAUGACUGCGUCGCCUCUCGCGCCCUUUGGACUGUCUCACUCCGUUCCAGGUUUGGACACGGAUGAUGGAAACGAUUUUGAUACAGAGUACAUGCUGGACAACACAUCAUCCGAUGAAGACAGCGACGUCGCUCUUUCUGACAGACUGGUUGCUAAGAACAACAGUACCAGCACCGGCAAUACACACGUGAAGAAGGGUUGUGUGGGCGGAUGUGAAUUGGUGAAGGGUUUCUACGACUACUUGUUUUGCGAAUAUGAGAAGACAUGUGCUAUUGAGGAUAGAUUGGCAAGAGCCACUGAGAUGGAAAGGCUAUCGAUCAAUGUUUGCAGUUCGUUGCAGAUCGAAAGAAACAAACUGAUUUUGAAGAAUGCAAUGCUCCAGGAGGAGAAGGAGUUGAAGUCGAAGAGAGAGUGGGAUUAUGAACAUUACGAACGCUUCGAGUUGAGCGAGGAUAGUGAAGAUAUUGACACUUCGAUCAUGUCUAUUGCAGAUGUGAAUAUCUUUCAGCUGGUGGAGAAGUUCACUGUGAGAGGUCGUUAUUCAAAGGACAUUUGUUACUGGGCUGGUGUUAUAGUCAAGAACUCCUGUCGCAAGGACGAAUCCAAGGGAGGUGUGAGACAAUGUGCUUACUUUGGGUGUGGAAAAUGGGAGCAGUCUGCAAGGCAGUUUGCCAAGUGUAAAAACUGCAAAAGGACGAAAUACUGUUCCAAGGAGUGUCAGAAGAAGGCGUGGGAAUAUCACAGGCAUUGGUGCUCUCAAUCCAGCAGCGGUAGUUCAGCAUCGUCAAGUGUAUCCCAACCUUCAACCGCCAACAACGACGAAUGGCAAGCUGCCCACCACCAUUUUCACAGAGACCACUCUCACAUGCAAGAACAUAAUCACAUAUCUCCACAGCAGCAGCAGCAGCAGCAGCAGCAGCAGCAACAGCAACAACAAACUAUGCUCCAAGAAACUAAUGCCAACGAUAAUGUCCUGUCACAAAGUCAAUCACAAUCCCAGCCUCUCACACAAGUUCAAACACCACAGCAGCAACAAUCGCAUCGAUUGACUUUGUUGAAUGCGCAAAGCCAGGAUGAAGAUAUGGACUAUUCAGACACUGCCACUCCUGGACCAGGAAGUGGAGGUGUUGAUGGCCUAAGUUAUUUGCCUGAAGCUCGUGAACCCGCCAUUCGCUAA
Molecule: messenger RNA, 2301 nt
Organism: Kuraishia capsulata CBS 1993
Lineage: Eukaryota; Fungi; Ascomycota; Pichiomycetes; Pichiales; Pichiaceae
Exons: 1
Coding region: 1-2301 (766 amino acids)
Biological process (GO): establishment or maintenance of cell polarity; ubiquitin-dependent protein catabolic process
Cellular component (GO): MUB1-RAD6-UBR2 ubiquitin ligase complex
Source: RefSeq, a predicted model, not a curated record